CGGUAGUACCAAAAUACCAGUUGUGCACCCACACCAAUCGCAUGUGCAUGUGUAGCAUAUUUUCAUCACUACUCACGUUUCGUGCGAGAGAGCAGAUGCGUACAAUACAAUAGAGGCAUCGAAUCAACAAUAAUAGCCGGCUGGCAGUAAUGUAUACCACUACUGGUUCAUUUGGGAGAUAAAGUUCUUGUGAUUAAAUAACUCAACAUUGGAAACCGUCACAGCCGCCAGAGACAACACUAGCUAAUAAUACUAUCCAGAUCAAGAAAAGCAACAGUGCUUGGAUUGAAACACGCAUUGAUUACAAGGGAUAAAAUUCAAGAUGAGCAUCUUCCAGAGCAAGAUGCCAUCCCUACUCCAGACAUCUCUGAGAAACCCUCAUCAUCUCAGCACGGCAAUAUACCUCUCACUCCUAGCCAUGACCCUCAUCGUCAGAACCACACUAGCAGCUGCAGUACUAAACUCCUACAACCUGUCAUCAUUCACACCGCCAAGUCAAGAUGUUACUUUGAAUCGUUUUGUAGUGCACAAUAGGACAGGAAGCAUUUAUGUUGCUGCAGAGAAGUUUCUGUUUAGACUCGGUUCUGACUUACAGAACCUUGAAGGCACUGGUACCUCAAGUUGUGCUGAAGAUGACAAUUGCGACGACAUCACCAAGAUUCUUGCCAUUUCUCAAGGAGAUGCCGAAAGCUUAAUCAUUUGUACGAGUGCAGAGGGAAAGUGUGAAGUCAGAGACUUGUCUGAUAUUGAGCAAGUGGUACACAGCAGUAGUAUAAUGGUUCCUGGGGAAUCAGCAGAACUCACAGCAGCUGGGGUCAUCACAGAAGUGGCACAAGGAGGUAACCUUGUGGAGAAGUUCUAUGUGGCAAACACACUAAGCGCGGAAGCCACCUCGUUUACACAUCCUAUCAUACGAUGGACUGUUUCAGAUAGCUUUGACCAGGCAGAUGAGCUUAACCACUAUGCUUUGAAUGUUGCAGUGAACAGUUUCCCCAUCUCUUACAAGGAAACCUUCACCCACAAUGGCUUUGUGUAUUUUGUCAUGAACCAGGUUGGAAAUGUCAAACUAGGGAGAGUUUGUGAAACAGCCAGGAUGGAAUACUACUCAGAGAUCACCUUAAGGUGUGACAGUAGGAAACGACCAGGUACAUCUUACACCUUGGUGCAGGCAGCUCGCGUCGGAAAAGCUGGCUCUGCCCUGCAGAUGUCCAUCGGUUCUGGCCCAGACAGCAUCUUGUAUGCGGCCUUCUCUGAAUCUGAUUCUGUGAGCAGCAAUGCAGCCCUGUGCAUGUAUAGCAUGGCAGAUGUUGAAGCUGCCUUCCUGCAGGCGGUUAAGGAUUGUCUAAGUGGGACACAGGACGCUCGUCUUUCAUACCUUUAUGAUGCUACUUGUGACGAAUUGAUCCUCCCUGACGACAUAUUGCUAGGACUCAUGUGUUCUCAAGAAUACUCUUUUACAUACGCCAAUGGCAUCCACCCUCUCGUAUCCUCUGCUGCUGUGGAGAUGUCAUCCCAUGUCCCAACCUCUAUUGUCUCGGCAGUAGUCAGAAAUCACACUGUGGUGUUCAUUGGAACCCAAGAGGGAGACCUGUUGAAGGUCCAUGUUAUGAGUAAUACAACGGGAAGACUGUAUGAGACGGUACCGCUCGGUUCUACACCCAUCCUACCUGAUAUGUACAAUGACCAAGACACUAGUAUCCUCACUGCAAAUCAACAAUCACUCUACCGAUUGGCAGUGGCUAACUGUGGGCAGUACUCAACCUGUGGAGAGUGCAUUGGAGUAGGAGGGGCUGAGGACGGAGACCCUUAUUGUGGAUGGUGUACUCUGCAAGCAACGUGCACACAGUAUCGGGAGUGUGUUAACCCCGAGGAGACUGAUCACUGGCUGGCCUACGAUACCAGAGAGUGCAUUAACAUCACUCGCCUCACACCAAGCAGCCUACCGAGACAGCAGUCAGAGGUGGACAUCACAUUCGCUGUUGCUCACCUGCCGAUUCUUGAGAGCGGGUCCUACUCGUGCCGCUUUGAUGACAUCACCUCCGAGGUCACCUCGUCUGUCGGCAACAACGUUACGUGUCCGUCACCAGCAUCCAAUGAACUACCAGAGAUACAGUCAGACGGCGAUCACAUUGCUUUGACUCUGUCAUUGGCUGUGGACCCGUCUGGUAUAGAAAUCAUCAGCAAGAAAUAUUUCUUCUAUGACUGCAGCCGAAUAACAAGCUGUACAGCCUGUUCCAGUAGUCAGUGGGAUUGUGAUUGGUGUAUCCAUGACAACGCUUGCACCCAUAACAGUUCUUCUUGUUCAGCAGUAAUCACUGGAGUGGACGGACCGUCGUCUUGUGCCAAGCUUCUACCUGUAACAUCAGCUAUUCAGAUUCCUGUUGGUUUGGAGAGAGAAUUUCAGCUGAAAGCUAUUAAUCUUCCAUCUAUGGUUGACGAUUUUCAGUGUGUUGUAAACAUAGAGGACCAGGAACAUGUCACAUCUGCUGAUAUCGUCAAUGGAACAGAUGUUAUCUGUGCAGCAAGGAGUUAUACAUUUACGACUGGUGUGUUGGAACUUGACGUGCCUGUGUCAGUCCGUUGGAAUGGAAAUUUUUACAUUGAUUCACCAAGUAAUUUAAAUGUCACACUUUACAAUUGUGAGUUUGAGCGAGAUAGCUGUAGCCGUUGCCUCUCAUCUGCGGUGACCCCAGUUGACCUACGUUGUGGAUGGUGUGGGAACGUAUGUGGUGUCCGUGAAUCUCCAGAGUGUCAAGGAGACUCGUGGAUCCCUCAAGGGUCUAAUCGCAGCUGCCCAGGACCAGUAGUCUCGAAGAUCUUCCCUAUGUCAGGUCCUAUAGAAGGUAACACCUUGGUUGAGAUCUUUGGAAGUGACCUUGGACAAAAAUUCUCAGACAUAGACUCCAUUAUGCUUCAUCAGCAGCUCUGUAACCGUACAGGUUUAGAGGAAAGCUACCAGGUUGGUUCCAGAGUCAAGUGUUUGACAUCAGCCAGCGGUGAACCAAGAGAAGCUGUAGUGAAAGUGACUGUGGGAGACCCUCCCACUGAGAGUACAGGAUCGGUCAUAUUCACAUACCGUGAUCCUGAGAUCACUGGGUUCCAUCCUUCAUCGGGUAUAGCUAAUGGAGGCACCGUCGUAAUGAUAACUGGUACAUCACUGCAGACAGGCAGUAACAUCACAGCAUCUAUCGGCAAUGCUGUGUGUGACAUCAUGUAUAUUAAUGAUACCUAUGUGACAUGCAAGACCAGUGGGACAAGAGAAAACACAUCUAGUUUAGUGACUUUAAGGUUUGACGGAGCUGAAAGGAAUUCAACGGAGAUGUUCACAUACAAAACUAACCCGACCAUAGCUGGGUUGUCAACAUCAAAGUCCAUUGCAUCGGGUGGAGUGAAUAUUACCAUUAAUGGUGUGGGUUUUAAGACAGUACAGGAAGCACUGCUCAUUGCUACACUAAUAGCAGACCCUACAAAAUCAGACUCUGUGGCGUGUCAUCUCCUCAGCGAUACCGAGAUGGUUUGUCCUAGUCCUCGUCUCCCCACCUUGCACUCGACCCCCACUAAGAGGAGACAUAGAAGAGAAGUGGAGGAAGUCUCGCUCGCGGUGUCGUUGGAUGAUUAUCUUGUCAACAUCAGUGAUUCCUUUGAAUUCUACCCCGAUCCUCGCUAUGACACCUUCCAAGAACCUAACGGCGUCAAACAGGUUUCCAGCAAUGAUACGUUAAGAAUAACAGGCACUGGUCUUAAUCUAGCAGUCAGUAAAUCAGAUGUUCGGGUCCUGAUCGGCGAUAAAUUCUGUGAGGUUCUUAGUAUUGGAGCAGAGCAACUCUUCUGUCGCUUACCACCAACGCAACCUCAAGCUGGAAGCCAUGCCAACGGGACAUCCCAAACAUACCCAGCAGUCAUUGUCCUCCAUGGAAGUGUCCUGCAUUUCUCUCUGGGUUCCGUCCACUACAUCCAGGACUCAGUCUUCAGCAUUGUCCUGGUGAUCGUCAUAGCUGUCCUGGUGGGUGUGGCAGUGGUGUUUACUCUUAUCGCUGUCUCCUUCUAUGGAAGACGGGUUCACCAGCACAAACUCAAGUCAGCAGAGGGCGCUCUCAUUAGGCUGGAGGAACGGCUUAAGGACAAAGCAACAGAAGCAUUCCAUGACCUGCAGCGAGACAUGUCUGGUCUGAAAGAGCAGCUUCAGGGUGUUGGUAUGCCAUUUGUUAGCGGAGCAGACUACAUCAGGAACAUGCUCUUCUGGGGCCUCAAGGUCCAACCUAUGACCAACGACCCUGAGCUACCCCAGGAGAGCAUUAAACAAGCCAUGUCAGAGUUCUCUAAGCUUCUCAACAGGAAAGAGUUUCUAAUGCAGUACAUUCAGGGUCUGGAUGAAGCAAAGAACUUAAAACAAAAAGACAGAGUCAAUAUUGCUUCACUACUCUCAACAAUUCUGACAACAGAAGGAAGAUUCCAUUAUCUUACCGAUGUAAUGCUGACCUUGAUGGCAGAAAAGAUAGAAGAAUCAGAUGAAAAUAGACUCAAACAACUCUUUAAAAGUGUGGGGAGUAUACUAGAGAAGCUUAUAUCAAACUGGGUUGCUCUAUGCAUGUACAAACAUCUCCAGAAACAAGUAGCGUACCCUCUGUAUGUGUUAUACCAAGCCAUCAAGGGUCAAGUAGAUAAAGGACCAGUGGAUGCCAUCACAGGUCAAGCUCAUUUCUCGCUCAACUUUGAUUAUCUUCUUGAUGAGGAUGUAGAGUUCGAAGAUGUGACAUUACAAAUUGUGGACAAAGAGCAUAAGGUGUUAGAGCAAGUCAAGGUGCUAGAUGUUGAUACUAUCACCCAAGCCAAACAGAAGAUAUUAGAUGCUGUCUACUGCAAGCGACAGACAGCUCAACAGCUUAGAUCAAAUGAAGUAGAUCUGGUGCUUCUAAAUGGAUGUAUGGGUCGGUUAGUGCUCAAAGACAGAGAUCCAAUCACUGAAACCAGGGGACACUGGAUCAAAGCUAACACCAUCAAAGCUUACAAGAUAUCCAAUGGUUCUUCAGUAGCUAUUGUAAAGAAGCAAGAUGGCACAAAUCCUGAGUUUUCUGCUCCUCUGGUACUAGACAAAGCAGAGCUUGCCUACACAUAUGUUCCCAGGUUUUUGGAAAGCUAUUCCCCAUGGUCUACGGACAAAAAUCAUACUCAGUAUGUGAAGUUAAAUGCUCUUGAGGCACCAGCUGUGAACAAUGUCCGAACGUCAUGGGAGUACACCCAGAUUGAUGUCGAUCCAGAGGAGGGAAAGCAGAUGUGGCACUUGGUGAAAGAUGAAAGCAAUACUGUGAACAGCAACAGCAAGAAGAAGAGGCCCCACAAGAUAGACCACAGACCAAAGCUCAUUAAAGAAGUCUACACCUCUAGACUUCUUGUAACCAAGAAUGCCGUCCAGCCGUUCUUAGACGAGUUUCUAGAAGCCACUUUCUCCUUGCCUGAAGGACAGUCUAGUUUACCUGUUCACAUCAAACAUCUCUUUGACUUCUUUGAUACACAUGCAGAAGAGCAUAGUGAAAUAAAGGACAAUGUAUCCGCAGCAUGGAAAACUAAUAGCCUUGCUCUUCGUUACUGGGUAACGGCCAUCUCACAUCCAUCCUUCAUCUUUGAUAUGCAACAAUCUCGGACGGCCGACUAUUGCAUCAAUGUCCUUACCAACAUGUUGGACCAUGCAUGUAAAAAGAACAUCCCUACCUACAACCUAGAUGCAUCGUUGAACAGAAUCCUGUACAGACCAGAGCUUCCAAGGUAUAUUGAGAUGGUGGAGGGAUACUACAAUGCCAUUGCAGACUUGCCAGGAGUAUCACAGUCUCAACUUGAAGAAGCAAGCCAGCAAAUUACCAAGGAAUUCUCUGCACAUUUCAGCAGACUAGGAAUGCUUCAUCAGUUGUAUGAGUACACCAAAGAACACACAGACAUGUUGGACAACAUCAGUGCAAUAAUUGAAGAGCGUGAUGACUAGAUCAAGGCCAGAAUGAGGGAGGAGGCUUUAAGACAGGAGGCAAUAUCACCAAACUGUGCAAGAUGGAUGCGAUGAGAUGCUGGGUUUUCACACGGUGCUAUCAAGUCAUGCCAACGCUUCUUUUUUAAUGUUAAUAUUUUGAGGAAUUUGAAUGUUUUGUAUCUUUUGUUCGAUGGCGAAAUAACAAUAUGUUGCAACUAUUUCUUUGUUUUGAAUGAAAGCAGGACCAAAUAUUUGCAAUGCCUAUUGGUUUUGUUGGCAUAAAGGCACCUGCCUUGAUAUAUGAAAAUGAAUUUAAUUUGUGGUCUCUUUGGUGAUUGAAGCAUAUUCUCUAUCCCUUUUUCCAUGAUGAAAAGGAAAUAAUAAAAAAUGUCUUUUUAUUUCAACUCUGCUUUUAUCUGCUAUAAUUUUUCACUCACACUCCUUUAAUUAAAAAAAUUCAAACCAACUCAAAACUUUUUGCUACUCACAAUAUUUGCUUCCCAAUGUGCAUGCCAACCAUUAAGUGGGAUUAUUAUAUUUUGCCAAGAGUGCAUUUUCCUUUUUGAAAUGUUUGUGUUGUGUGAAUCCAGAUAACAAGCUUGCCAUGUUAAAGAGUGAGAGAGGAAGUGAUAAAAUGUGAGAAUGUUGUAAAUCUCGUUGUAUGCUAGUAACAGUAGUUGUGUCCAGAGGUGAAAACUUGUUGUAUUUUUUAUGCUUUUUCAUUCUGACAAAACAGGCCAAACAAGCCCACUACAUGUACUUAUAUUGUUUGAAAUGAAGAAUAUAUCUUUUGCAAUUCAAGAACUAUAAUUUGUUUACCAUCUAUUUUUAAAAUGUAUGCAUGAUAUUCUUCCAAAAGCUUUUUCUUACAAACUCACAAAAACGGCUUAUUCUGAACUAUUUGAAUAUUUAAGAAACUGAGAUGUUACUGUUUUUACUUCCAUUGUAACCAUAUGCCCAUAAGUAUACAAGCAGAAUUCAUAUUACUUGUAAUCUUAAUUUCUUCAUUCACUUUCAAUCGCCUGUCCUUCAGUUAAUCAGCUACCAUAACUUGUGAUUACAAACUGCUUUAAUUUGAAAUUACUUAUGUUUAUUACCUAAAAUUCAAAAUAAAAGACACUUAGCUUGCACAUCUCAAAGUAUAGUCGCAGUACUUCAAUAAUUAUUCAGUACUGCCUCAUUCCAACUCUUAUCACAUUUGUGGAGCGACAUUCUCCUACUUUAUUUAAAGGAGAAAAUCAAAACUAUUUUUUUGUUAACGUCAUGUAGUAUCUAUUGUUCACAUGUCUGUGGUUGUUAAGAUGUGAUGAUUCAUGUAAACAUGUUCAUGUCAAAUAUACAAAGUGGUAGGAAAAGUCUAAAGAACAAUGCAAUCUCAGUGGUUUCGCUUUUUAAUAGGAAUUACAUGUACUAGUUGAACUUUCGUUUAUGUGAUUCAUGUGCACUCAAUUGUACAGAUAAGCACCCUUUCUUAAUGUUCAAUGUGAAAAUAAGUCAUAUAUGAUUUAUGUUUUCUUUUUGAAAAACAUCCUGUUUUUUUUAAACUUUUGUGCUUUAUUGUACCUCACAACUCUCACUGUUUAAUAUUGAGAAUGAAAAGUGUUGAUCAUUUUGUUAUUUAGACUCAGUACUUGCUCCUUGUGUUUGUUUUUUUCCCCAUUUAAAAAAAAUACAAUAUAUCUUAUCUAAUCUAUAAUACCACAAUAUUGGGUGUAAUAUCAUUGGUAACAGAUAAUUUUGGUUGCAACACAAAAGAUGGAUUACAAAAGAUGUAUGGUAAUCCAACAUGAUUAAACCUCAAAAUGACCUCAAUUUGCAUUGGAAAUGGAUUGGAUACUAGAAUAAAUUGUGCAGUGCAUGAUCAAACAAAAUAUAUUUAUAGUUAUAACCUGAAAAUCAAGACAUUUAAAUCUGUUUAUUCUUGUAAAAAAAAAUAUUUAUUUUCUUUCAAAUUCAUGUAUGUCUCAUGAUCGUAGUACUUAAUAUAUCUACAUAAAAUUGUCACAAAUCAUUGCAUGUGUAAAUAAUUAAUAACAAUGUACAUGUAACAGCCUUUUAUAAUGAUCAAUGUAUUUACCUUCUAUAAUGAAUUUUAUUUAUUUGAAGAUAGCAGCUUCCCAACACUGCAUGGGCCUUUUUCUAGAACCAAAUGACUUGUUUUAUAGGUAUUUUGUGAAGAGAACAAAUAAAUGUAUUUUUAGUGUCACAAAUGUUUGAAUGUCCUGUUAUAGAUAAAAUUAUAUAUUUUAUGUUUAUCCUAUUUACAUAAUAUAUUACUGAAAUCAUUUUGUUUUCUUUUUCUAAAGAGGCUUUAUACAGAACAUGUUUAGAUAUGAUAUGAUAUACAUGAUAUGAUGUCCACGUUCUUAUUCUUAUUGUGUAAUACUAUAUAUUACAGAAUGAUCAUUUGUACAGAAGAAUAAAUUACUUUACACCAGUACUACUGGACAGAAUAUA
Strongylocentrotus purpuratus (purple sea urchin) is the source of this 8416-nucleotide messenger RNA. RefSeq names its product plexin-A4. NCBI's taxonomy places the organism in Eukaryota, Metazoa, Echinodermata, Echinoidea, Camarodonta, Strongylocentrotidae. The coding region runs from base 323 to 5977 and encodes 1884 amino acids. Gene Ontology annotation, molecular function: semaphorin receptor activity; protein binding. Gene Ontology annotation, biological process: regulation of GTPase activity; positive regulation of axonogenesis; regulation of cell migration. The transcript is spliced from 38 exons. Gene Ontology annotation, cellular component: semaphorin receptor complex. The record is from RefSeq and is a predicted model, not a curated record.